Molecule: messenger RNA, 411 nt
Organism: Lactuca virosa
Lineage: Eukaryota; Viridiplantae; Streptophyta; Magnoliopsida; Asterales; Asteraceae
Source: the annotation of a GenBank genome assembly
AUGUGUAAUACCCGAAGAGGCUCCUCCGUUCAAUGUUGUAGACGAAAGUCAAAGUCUGAUGCCAAAUGCAACCAAGCAAGCACUAUCACCUGUUGUUUAUGUGAAUCAUGUUUUUCCAUUGUCAGGUAUUAUGAAGGUGGUACUUCAUCAGUGUACUUAUGGGAGGAUGAUGAAAAGGAAGGCUUCCUGGCUUGCUUCUUGAUAAAAAAAGAUGGAUCAAAGUAUGCACAUGGUGUGCGAGGUUACCUGAACGAGAGAGGUUGGGAUGCUAUACAUCUUAUUGAGGUUGGGCCAGAAGUGGAAGGAAUGGCUUAUUACUGUCUAACAAGCACUGUGAUGCUGUCAAUGACUACAGAUCAUGAGAAUUCUGGGACUUUUAGUUUGUAUGGACCAAUUCGCAGACAGGGCUAA